Molecule: messenger RNA, 1978 nt
Organism: Caenorhabditis angaria
Lineage: Eukaryota; Metazoa; Nematoda; Chromadorea; Rhabditida; Rhabditidae
Source: the annotation of a GenBank genome assembly
AUGGAAAAUGAUGAAUUAUUUAGAUGUGUUCAAUACAAGAUUCAUAACAUAACAACGAAAAAAGAAACAGAAUAUGUAUGUAAUAAAUAAUAACAAGUUAUCUAGACAUUGAUCCUUUUAUUCUAGUCAAAAAUUGUAUCCGAAUUCUAAAUAAAAACAGAUAAAAUCAAAGAUGACGGGAGAAUUAUAGUUAAAUAUUCCGGAAAUCUGUAAUUUUAGAAACAAGACUACCCAAAAAACAAUAUUUUCGUAGCUAUUUUAUCAAUGAAAAUAUUUUUCUGUCAAAUUUCAAAUUGACGUGAGAAAUAUUUUGAGAAUUUGACUUGUCAUGCAAAAUUGUUAUGAAAAGUUCUCUUAUGUCUCCAUCCGGUCAUUAUGAAUAAAAUGUUUACGCUUUUCAUUUUCAAUUAUAAAACUUGUGAGUGAGAUUGUUGUUUUCACAGAGAAAAUUAUGAUAACAAUUGAAGAAAUUAUUUUUUUUUGAGUUAUGAAAUGGCUACUUAAAAACAAUUAAUUAUUCCAAAAAAAUUUGAAAAGAUGAAAGACUUUGCGGAACUAAAAAAUAAUAAACAAUGUAAUUUUCUUGAUGGUAGUCUCAGCUGGAUGAAACAGAAAGAGAAGAAAGUGCACCAAGUUGUUUGGGUCGCCGAUGAAUAUUAUUAUCUGAAAAUUAUUCUACCCUAUUGUUUUUUUUUCCUAUUUUUUUUUGUAAACACCAAACAUGAUGAAAAACAAAAACAGUUUACUUCUUAUUCUGUCGAUAAGAAAAUUCAAGGUUAACCAGUUUUCCGAAAUGGCAGUUCAGGAAGUGACCUUGGCUGAUUUCGAGAGGACGUAUUUAAGGAGUUGAAUAGGUUAGCAGAAAUCAGUUCCGAUUUUGUCGCCGGUUCUAAACGUAAGUUUUUCUCGCAAAAAUUGUGUUGCUAUUUCACCUGUCAUUUUUCAGAUGGACGAGAAGAUGGAGUUGGUUCGAAAAGAACAAGAAAUCGAAAAAUUGCGAAGUGUUGCUUUUGCCGCCGUCGCAAUUACUGGUUUGGCUAUUGCAACAUCAAUUGUUGUUUUGCCAUUACUUUUCAAUCAUGCUCAAACCAUUCAAUCUAACUUGGAUCACGAACUUCAAUUCUGCACCUUGAGAUCUCACGAUCUUUGGGACGAGUUGCAAAAGGUUGAACACUCUACUGGAAAACAAAGCAGAAUCAAGAGACAAUAUGUUACCGGACCACCACCACAACCUGCUUAUGGAGGUUAUGCACAAGCUAACUAUGGUCAACAAAGAUAUGCUCCACCACAACCACAGCCAGUGUAUCGUCCAGCUGUUUAUCAACCAGUUCCACAACCUCAACCAGUUUACCGUCCACCAGUUCAAACUUUCGCUGCUCCCCCAACCUCAUCAAUCUGUGUCUUUGGACCACCUGGACCACCAGGUCUUCCAGGAGCUGAUGGAAAGCCAGGACUUGAUGGAAGACCAGGAGCUCCAGGAGCACCAGGAGGUGAUGCUAGAUCUGGGCCAUCGCCUGCACCAGCUCAAAACGAUUGUCAAACAUGCGCACCUGCACCAGCCGGACGACCAGGGCCACCAGGACCACGUGGACAACCAGGAAACGCUGGAGCACCAGGAGGAUCUAGCGGUGGAUCGAAUGUUGGGCCACCUGGACCACCAGGACCAGCCGGGCCACCAGGAGGAGAUGGACUUCCAGGAUCAGCUGGGCGACCAGGAGCUCCAGGACAAGUUAUCCCAGGACCAGCUCAAGUUGGACCACCAGGACCACCAGGAGGUGUUGGUUUGCCAGGAGCUGACGGUCAACCAGGACGUGGAGGAGCCGGACUUCCAGGACCACCAGGACCAGCUGGAGAUAACGGCGCACCAGGACAACCAGGAGCCCCAGGAGCUGCUGGACAACCAGGAAACGACGGAGGAUCUGGAGGAUCUGGAGCUUGCGAUCAUUGUCCACCACCAAGAACCGCGCCAGGAUAUUAA